Cherax quadricarinatus is the source of this 1671-nucleotide messenger RNA. Its product is annotated as mitochondrial nicotinamide adenine dinucleotide transporter SLC25A51. Gene Ontology annotation, cellular component: mitochondrion. The record is from RefSeq and is a predicted model, not a curated record. Lineage: Eukaryota; Metazoa; Arthropoda; Malacostraca; Decapoda; Parastacidae. Gene Ontology annotation, molecular function: NAD transmembrane transporter activity.
AUCUCCACGUCAAUAAUGUUUGGAUGUUUGAUCAGUAUGGAAAGUUACUGAAUAUUAUCAUCCUCAGCUAUCAGAUGGAACAACAAUGGCCUUGGCUGCCACAUUAGCUGGAUGUACUGAGGCUAUACUUUGCCCAUUUGAACGUAUCCAAACUGUGUUGCAAGAUAAGAAAUUCCAUGGCAAGUACAAAAACAGCUUACAUAUAGCCCAAGAUCUGUGGAAGUUUGGAGUGAGGGAAUAUUACCGUGGAAUGGUUUCCAUCCUCCUGCGCAAUGGACCAAGCAAUAUUCUCUUUUUUGGUCUUAGAACAGAUAUCAAAGAAAGGCUGCCUGAUCCUGGCCAAGCCUGGUGGGGUCAUAUAAUAACCGACUUUGUAUCUGGUGCCUUCCUGGGAGCGUUCAUCUCUACUGUCAUGUAUCCUAUUAACGUCAUCAAAGCUCACCAACAGUGUCAGGUGGGUGGACCAUUCCAGACCAUGCGUGGAACAUUUUGGCACAUCUAUCAUGCUCGAGGAAGUCGAUUUAGCAGACUUUUUAGUGGUGCUCAUGUAAAUUAUACUCGUGCCCUUGUGUCUUGGGGUAUCAUCAAUGCUUCAUAUGAAAUGCUACACAAAUUGUUUUACAGUUAACAGUAUAAGAACAUUAGUGGGAAAUUGUAUUUUAGUACUACCAUCCAUGUUAUUCAAAAUUUUUGAGAUGUCCUUUGAAGGUUUGCAAUUUUUUCAGAUUAUGAAUAAGAAACUUUUCUUGUGAGAGAAUACAGUAUGAAUGUGUCUUUUCCACAUGCUUAAUGUUUCUUUGGAUAUGACCAGGUAGAAAUGCAUUUGUUUGUAUAUAAUUGUAGUGAAAACUUAAGAGCUACAAGAUAUGUGAAUAGAUUGUAAAGUUACAAAACUACAUAGAGUGUACAAUUUUCAGGACGUAUAAGGGGAGGAAAAAUUGAAUCUGUGCUUUUCCUCGAUGUAUUAGAAGCAUUAUUUUAAAUAUUACUUGAAAAAGGUAUAAAAAUAAUGCUUCUCAUCUGUUCAGCAUUUUAAAUAUGUUAAUUUUGGGUUAUUUGACGCAAGUUAAUAAUACCUGGUACUAACCAUGAUGAGAUUAUACAACGUGAAAGUGAGAACCUUAAUAAUCUUAAUUGUCUGACUGCCUUUUAGAAUGGAUAAUCCAUAAUUAAAUCAUAAUGCUAAACUUGCAUCAUCAAAAGAAUUCUAUAUGAAUUUUCAUUUAAAUAAUUACAUUUUUUAGUAUCAUAUUGAAAAUUUUAUUGCAAUGUACAGUAUCAGUUUUUUAGUAAUACUAUAAUUAAAAUAUUUCCAGUACUGUAUUGCACUUCAACAUUGUAUGAUCCAUUAUACAUCAUGAUAGCUACAUCUGUACCCCAUCAGUGUAUUGUAUUAACAUUUUAAUUAAAAGACUUUCAAAAAUUAGAUGUAAAAAAUACAUGAAAGUUAUCUGUUUAUAGUUUUACAGUGUAUUAUAAAUUAAAUGUUAAGUUAGAUAAAAGUAACUAACAAAAUUAAAAUUUUCACUAUUCAGCUGUUGCAACUAUGUUGCAGUAAUAAAUUAAGGUAAAAUGAAAGAUGCUUUUAACUGGGUGAAUAUUUUAACAUAUUUUGUACAUAUUGGAGAAGAAUGUGCCAGAUAUGAGGUAUGCUACUCAAAUAAUGCUACU